AUGUCAUCUUCAAAUCCCAACCCUAGAAGAGUCCCAAUUCUUCACAGUUUCCCCAAUGCCCCUGUGAGACAUAGAAGGGGUAGAGGGGGUAGACUUCGUGGCCUUGGAUCCAUUCGUGGUGGUACCUCUGGUUCCAUCACUCCUUCUUCUAGCUCUGGUAUUACUUCUAGAGGUUCUUUCAUUAAUAGAUCUUCCUCUAAAGGCAAAGAAUCUUCUGAGUCGAUGCAAGAACCUUUGGUCGAAGAAAUAGUGCCAACUGAUUUAUCUUUCGAGCAUGAUAAAGAAUCCCUUCGAUUUGCUAUUCGAGGAAUGUCAGCUGAAGUAGCUAUUGCCCUUCGAGCUUCUUUUGUUAGACCUAGAGUCAGGAGACGUAUCAUUUCUGAAGAUGAAGCUGAAAUUUCUCCUACCCGUGCCUCCUCUCCGGUUAAUAUUGUUUCCGAUGAUGAAACCAUCCCCAGGGACACCAUUGAAUCCACUCAACGUCUCUUCACUGAGGGUUUCGAAAGUGGUGAUCUAGGUCCGGUUUUAGAUGAGGUUCCUCUUUCCUCUUCCAUUCCUAUUCCUUCUAUUCCUUCUUUAGUUUCAAGUACAUCUUUGCCCAUUUUAUCUGUUCCUGCUUCUUUGUCAAUUUCUGCUCCUUUACCUGCUUCGACUCCCUCGACUCCUGUUAUUUUCACCUCUUCUACCGUUCCUCCUUCUAUAGCUCCCCCUUCCUCUGUUCAGCAUGCAGAGGAGGGUUCUAGUAGCAGAAGUUUAGCUAUGAGGAGUGUAACACUUGAGGCCAACCUUAUUGGUACGGAGUUGAUGGGAAGAAUUUCCCUUUUAGAAAAGAAGGCUCGUGAAUCUGAUAAGACUAUUCUCGAGGCUGAGAGGGUAGCUAAGGAAGCCCAGCUGGAGCAAAAGCGGACUCUGACUUCGGAUUUAGCGAAGGCCAAGGCUUCUUCUAGUAAAGCCGAGAAGGACAAGGAGCGCCUCGAGUGUUCCUUUUCAGAGCAAUUAUCAAAGUCAAGUGAAGAAAUCAGAGAACUUAAAGCACUCUUGAACAAGAAAGAAGAAUAUGCAGGAGAGUUAGUACAAAACUUGACUCAAGCUCAAGCUGAUUUGAAGAUCUCCUCUGAUAAGGUUCAUGCAUUGGAGAAUGAAGCUCCCGUGACUGAAGAACCUUUAAAUGAAGAAGCUGCUGCUGUGACAAUUGAAGUUGAAAAUGUUGCUAUUCCAGCUCCCGAGGGUGAAACUUCUAUGAAUCGGUUUGAGGAAGCUGACGCUUCCGUGGCUCUUGCUCCCCUCGAAGAAUCUACCAUUUCAAUCCCAGCUGAAACCGCUUCUGUUGCUGUUUCUUCAGAAGUUACCGUUCCUGAAAGUGAAGCUGAUAUCACAACUUCUGAUGCUCCAGCCCCUCAGUGA
Nicotiana attenuata is the source of this 1404-nucleotide messenger RNA. RefSeq names its product flocculation protein FLO11-like. NCBI's taxonomy places the organism in Eukaryota, Viridiplantae, Streptophyta, Magnoliopsida, Solanales, Solanaceae. The transcript has 6 exons. The coding region runs from base 1 to 1404 and encodes 467 amino acids. The record is from RefSeq and is a predicted model, not a curated record.